Messenger RNA from Penicillium hordei, 522 nucleotides. RefSeq lists its product as uncharacterized. The coding region runs from base 1 to 522 and encodes 173 amino acids. Lineage: Eukaryota; Fungi; Ascomycota; Eurotiomycetes; Eurotiales; Aspergillaceae. The record is from RefSeq and is a predicted model, not a curated record. The transcript has a single exon.
AUGGAUAUUGACUAUGCUAGCGAGUUCGAGGCAUACUCAGACCCACCAUCUCCAUCCCGAACCCUGAAACACACCCUGGGUCUACUCAAUGGGACGUACAAAGUUCGUUCCUCCGAUAUUGAAGACGAAUGGCCACUCGCUAUGCCAUCUGACGGAAUCACCUUAUCCCUCCGCGUCAACGGAAAGGAGAUUUGGGGGACAUACGAGUUCGGGAUGUUUGAGGGUGUACUGUGGAUGCCAGAACGACCUAUGAGGCCCUCCUUUGACAGAAUUCCGUUUAAGUGGCGUGGGCGGGAGACUGAUGAGGGUGAGAUGAGUUUUGAAGAUGACCAGGAAGGUUGGAUCGAGUUUUGGGGCGAUGGCGACAUUGUUGGGAUGAUCAGCUGCUUUGGAGAUCUCUAUUUCCGAGGACAACGGAUUGAUAGUACUGUUCGGACAGCCAGUGAUCUGCGUAACGAAUGGGAUGGCUACAACGAUGAAGAAUAUGAACGAGAGAACAGGGCCCGGUGGGGUGGGUGGUAA